This is a messenger RNA of Conger conger (European conger), 3707 nucleotides long. It is a transcript of the gene hnrnpa3, whose product is annotated as heterogeneous nuclear ribonucleoprotein A3. The transcript has 11 exons. Bases 32 to 1087 code for a protein of 351 amino acids. Gene Ontology annotation, molecular function: RNA binding. NCBI's taxonomy places the organism in Eukaryota, Metazoa, Chordata, Actinopteri, Anguilliformes, Congridae. The record is from RefSeq and is a predicted model, not a curated record.
UACAGCUGAGGAGAAAAUAGUGCGCCGCAAAAUGGAGAGCCAUGACACGAAGGAGCCUGAGCAGCUCCGGAAACUAUUCAUCGGGGGCCUGAGCUUUGAAACGACAGAUGAGAGUCUGAGAAGCCACUUUGAGCAAUGGGGAAAGCUCACCGAUUGUGUGGUCAUGCGGGACCCAGCGAAUAAACGCUCACGAGGAUUUGGUUUCGUGACGUAUUCCUGCGUGUCGGAGGUGGAUGCUGCUAUGACGGCCCGCCCUCAUAAGGUGGACGGGCGUGUCGUGGAGCCCAAAAGGGCUGUUUCCAGAGAGGAUUCCUCUAAACCAGGAGCCCACCUGACAGUAAAAAAGAUAUUUGUGGGUGGGAUUAAGGAAGACACAGAGGAGUACCACCUGAGAGAGUAUUUUCAGAUCUAUGGGAAGAUUGAAAGCAUCGAAGUGAUGGAGGAACGCCAAACUGGGAAGAAGAGGGGAUUUUGUUUUGUCACUUUUGACGAUCAUGACACAGUGGACAAAAUCGUCGCUCAGAAAUACCACACAAUAAACUCUCAUAACUGCGAGGUCAGGAAAGCGCUGUCAAAACAGGAAAUGCAGGCAGCGUCCAAUCAGAGGAAUCGGGGUGGAGGUUCGGGAAACUUCAUGGGCAGAGGCGGGAAUUUUGGUGGCGGAAACUUUGGCCGCGGAGGCAACUUUUCCGGUGGAUAUGGAGGUGGCAGAGGAGGUUAUGGUGAUGGUGGUGGUGGCUACAAUGGAUUUGGUGGAGAUGGGAACUAUGGAGGGGGGCCUGGCUAUGGAGGAGGUCGUGGUGGGUAUGGAGGAGGUGGUGGCCCUGGGUAUGGAAACCAGGGCGGAGGGUUUGGAGGAUAUGAUAACUACAACGAUGGGGGAAACUUUGGAGGGAACUUUGGUGGUGGCGGUGGUGGUGGUGGUGGAGGAAACUACAACGACUUUGGGAACUAUGGCGGACAGCAGUCAAACUACGGCCCCAUGAAGGGAAACAGCUUUGGUGGGAGGAACUCGGGUGGACCCUACGGUGGUGGCUAUGGCUCUACUGGUGGAAGCGGGGGUGGCUACGGAUCCCGACGAUAUUAGUUGUUUUCUUUUAUUGAUUUGGCUACAGUUCUUAGCAGGAGGGGAUGUGAGCUGAGGAGUGGUCAGGAAAGCUGCAGGUUACUUUUUGAGGCAGUCGUCUGAGGGCAUAUAGAGGAACACUGAAGGAGCCAGGAGCCCUAGUCAGAAAAAAAGUUACCGCAGCUUAAACAGGAGGCCGGAUAAGGACUGUAUCCACUAGCUACAGAGUGCAAGUGUAGCUACCGAGUAAAGAAACGGUAUCUGUUAGAUGUACAUUCCUGAGGUCUCUGUUUGUAGAUUCCCCCCUCCCCUUUCUCUUUCAUUUUUUUGCAUCAAAAAAAGAAUUGCCCAUGUAUAUUGUGUUAGUGGUAUCAGGAAUAAAAAAACAAGGAACUCCUUUUAACUGAACAUGUGUAGCCAGUUCUUGAAUUGAGGUGUUUUUUGUUGUUGUUUUGGAGAUUGUUGUUAGUUUUGCAUGACUAUGCAUCUUUAUGUUACUUAUAAAUUGAAAUUGAGUUCCGUAUCAACACAUGAGAAAAAAGGUCAGCAGAUGCAUUGUAAGAUGACCAUCUAUUCUUUUUAAAUAACAAGCUAUUUAGUAAAUGAUUGUGUUUUUCAAUAUCAAGUGAAUCCUAAUUUGUGUUUUAAGUGUUAUGUGUGAUCAUUUUGAUUAGUGUAACACUUGACUAAACCUGAGUCAAAGCAGUUCAGAUGGUAUUUGGCUUCAUAUAAGGGCAUGUAUUCCACACAUGUAUAAAUAGAAUUCUAGAUUGUUAAAUAUUUUGACAAGUGAAAUCCAGAUUUAAUAAAGUUGUCUAGUAAAUUCCCGACUGAAGUAUAGUGCAUCAUUGGGUCAGAAGGAGGUUUUUUUGUUAUUAUUCUGUUGUACCUGUUGCAAUUAUGAACCACCGGAAUUUUUGUGUGUGUGUGUUUUUCCGGUUAUUUUUAUUUCCUUUGAAUUUUUUUCCUUUGAUUCCUGGCAACAGAGCUUCUGCUAGGCCUAGUGUGGAAUUCUUAAAUCUUCCAGAAGCAGUGUUACACAUGCUGGAUUAAUAACUCCACUUGACACUGCAGUUGGGCCUCAGUAGGCCAGUGUGGGAUGAACCCAGAUGGCUAAGACAGAGCUUCAGACCCAGGCCCCAGCACAGUGGACCAGUCCAGUCAGCAUGUUGUUACAGAACAGAGGAGGCAGCGUGGAGAUCCCAAACCUGCGAGGAAGGCAUGCGCUUGUCUGUGCCAGUAGCAGUCUUCUCCAGGCUAGCUGUACCCUUCCUGACGCUAGCGAAGAAAGACUAGCGAGUUUUCCCGGACAUUUUUGGAGUCCCGUUGAGUAAUAGCUACUACAGUUGGGCAGAAAAUGCACGCUAGGUCAUCAGGUUUCAGACCUAAAAGAGGAAGGGAAGUGAGUACAAGGUCUUUUUCAAACAGUAACAUACAGUUACCAGAAUUAAGAAGAUGGAGCAGUAACUUAGAGCCAGGUAAGAGUAAUUGCUUUGCUUGAUUUACAGAUUGGAAAAGAAGCAGUCUUCUUUAUGGCUGAAAAUCUAUUAUGACACGUAAACAUCGAAAGUUCUGGAUGGGUAAGGCUCCCCCUCCCCCACAAUGUAUACAAGUACACAAAGCACUCAUAAGAACAUUCAGAAUUUUCCACAAAUAUGCCCAUUAACUUGGAUGCACUGAAUAUACAAUAAAGUAAUUGAUGUUCACACGGUUUAGACUUGGCCAACCCAGUAUGUUAAAGGGUUUGCGAGACCCUCGCACUAAAACCAUCAUAUCCACAGUCAUUUGGAGAAUAUAUACUGAUGCAUACUGUAGACUGGCUCAAAUUCUUCCCUUGACCUUGACGAUACGUUUUUAUUGACAUAAUUUUAAUCUGAAGUGUAAACGAACUACAUGUAUACUGCAGUUUUCUUUUCAAUGUAUGACCACCAUUUUAAAGAGGACUCAAGUUUUCUCAUGACUUCUAGAGCUGCUGCUAUGCAGGAACAAUUUAAGGUAAGGCAGUAAGUUACACAACUGACAUUUAUUUAUUUAUUUAUUUAUUACAUAAAUGGUUGCAUUUCAUUAAAACAUUCAUUGCAUGCCUGACAAUUUUAAUAGUUUUGUGUUUUGUGCACCAAUCAAGAAAAUACUAUUUUAUAUAAAUAAAAUUUUUGCGCAUUGUAAAUAGAUUAUUAUUGUUAUUAUUAUUACUUGUGAACCUCUGUAUGUUACAGUCCAUUCAAGAAAGUACAGUAUAAAUAAGCUUUAUAUUGCCCUUUCAGGAGUGUCAUUGCACAAAUGAUAUAUUGUUUUCUCAGGGUCCAAGUGGUAUUUCUCUCCGUGUGAGUAGGCAUUCAAUCAUAGGUGGACAUAUUCAUAAUUUUCAUAAAGGCAACUACUGACUCACAAGAAGAAUCGGUCUCAGGAAUGCUGUUUUAUUAGUGUCUCAAUUUGUAAAAAAUAGUAACAUGUAUCACCAUUUUGUCCUCUAAAUUGGUACAGUCGAUGUAUAUAUUUUUUAUAUUACUGCAAUGUGUAACUACAAAUGUAACUAAUUGUAUGGAGGUUUUACUCUGCUUUCAUAGUAAUCUAUAUGUGAACACCUUUCAAGCCUUAAGUUUUCUGACAUGUUGGUAUUUAAUAAAAUAUUUCCCAAAAA